CCCGUGGUUCGCAAGUGCGCAGGCGCGCGCCCCCUUCCGCGCAUGAGCAGUGCUGCUCCCAGCCCGCCAGUCGCGGUCUCCGGCGCCAGCUACGCCGCUGCCGCUGUCACUAUGGCCCAUUACAAAGCCGCCGACUCGAAGCGUGAGCAGUUCCGGAGGUACUUGGAGAAGUCUGGGGUGCUGGACACGCUGACCAAGGUGUUGGUAGCCUUAUAUGAAGAACCAGAGAAACCUAACAGUGCUUUGGAUUUUUUAAAGCAUCACUUAGGAGCUGCUACCCCAGAAAAUCCAGAAAUAGAGCUGCUUCGCCUAGAACUGGCUGAAAUGAAAGAGAAAUACGAAGCUAUUGUAGAAGAAAAUAAAAAACUGAAAGCAAAGCUUGCUCAGUAUGAACCACCUCAGGAGGAGAAGCGUGCUGAAUAGGAUUCUUCUCAGUUGAAAGACAAUGAAAAAUGGUUUUGUAUGACUUGAAUAGUUUGUAUAGUAUAUAAUCUUUUUUGAACAGAUGCUAUAGAACUCUUUUAAUAUGUUUAAUUCACUUGUCACAUUCUGUUAAAAACACAUAGAAUCAUCAAUAAAAACUCAAUGUAACUUUCUUUGGGUCUUAAAGCAGGAGAAUCCAAAGUAAAUCCUGAAAAAACCUAAACACAGCCAUCUAACUCAUUACCUUAAAAGACAUUCUGUUUAUUAGUCUGAUUAGGAAUGAUGGCACUGGUUGUAUUUUAGCCAAGGCAGUUUAGCAUGGAGCUAUUCCUUGGUGUAGUUCAGGAUAUGAACACAGGUACAGUCAUUCUUUGAAGGUGACACUGUUGUAUAUAUUCCCUAUAGGCAGCUGGAGAGAUCUGUGUGACACAAGAUGCUUUUGUACGGGUUCUCAUGAAUCUUCUGCUCUUGUUUGUGUAACAUGGAACAAACAACUCUUCUUUGCCACCACUUUGCCUUAGAAAACUGUGUGUGUGUGCCAGUUUGAACUCUGACACCAUAUUUUCCUUCUAUGCAAUCAUGGCUUGUCUGAUAAUCUUGGAUUGGUUUGCUCUGAGCUUUAGUGGGUCCUAGUUGCACACUGGCCUUUCUGUGCUGUUUUUCAAUUUGCCUAAUAGCAGUUACCCUCAUUGUAAUUUAUGUAACUUUAAACAGGAUCAUACUGUACCCCCUCUCUGCCGUAUCUGCUUACUGAGCACAGAACAGAGGCAAUAUACAACUCUGGGUUCACACAUGAGCUGGGAUGAGAAGAGUGAGCCAUAUAUUGUGGAAAAUCAUAGUUUGUAGGUAUAAUUAUACAGUGCUUUUUUUCCCCUCAAAAUAUUUUUCUAGCCCUGGAUUCAUUUUAUUAUCCCUGUGAUGUAGGUGGGGCAAGUAUGAGGGGAAGUUGGGUGCUGAAUUUUUAGGCCAAAGACUGAUAUUAAUACAAAUCACUCACUAACUGUAGAGCCUUGGGCAUAUCAGUGAACUGCUCUGAGAUUUACCGUCUUCAUCUGUUUAAUGAGAAGAAUAUCCAUGAUGCCUACCUCACAGGGUUGUUGUGAGGGUCAAAUGAGAAUGUAUGUGAAAGAUUUGUAAAUGGUAAAGUACUAUAUUCUUGUUUGUUAGUCCUUUUUCCUUUCUUUGGGUAGACCUACAGUCAGAUGUUUUGUUUUAUUGAUCGCUUAUUUUCCUUAUUGAUAGACCUCCCUGUUGUUAGAGAACGUAUCUUUGUUUUUGGUCAAAACAUACAUAGAAAACAAAAUGAUCCAUUGAAAACUGGUUUAACUAGCAAAAGCCUUGGUACUUGUUAGAAACUAUGACCAAGCCAAUUACAAGGGCAUUUAAAUCAGUCGUGUUAGCAGGAAUGUGGCAAUGGCUGGUGCCUCUUCUAGUCACAAGUUUGUUUUUGGAGGGGAGCCAGAAGAACAUUUGCCUGAAUAGAUUGUCUUUUUUACUAAUUUGACUGCCUCCUACAUGGGCAGCAGUGGAUUAAGUGCUGGGUGUGAUAAAGAGGAAUGACUUAAUUGAGACAUUUAUAUAAUCAGAUACAGUGUGGGUUAGGACCUGUGACAAACCAUUAUAAUAAAACAUGGCCCCAUGAGGGUUUUGGAAGAGA
This is a messenger RNA of Cebus imitator (Panamanian white-faced capuchin), 2080 nucleotides long. It is a transcript of the gene MYCBP, whose product is annotated as MYC binding protein. The record is from RefSeq and is a predicted model, not a curated record. The transcript has 5 exons. Gene Ontology annotation, cellular component: nucleus. Gene Ontology annotation, molecular function: transcription coactivator activity. Bases 43 to 423 code for a protein of 126 amino acids. Gene Ontology annotation, biological process: regulation of DNA-templated transcription. Lineage: Eukaryota; Metazoa; Chordata; Mammalia; Primates; Cebidae.